Molecule: messenger RNA, 1404 nt
Organism: Rosa rugosa (rugosa rose)
Lineage: Eukaryota; Viridiplantae; Streptophyta; Magnoliopsida; Rosales; Rosaceae
Exons: 8
Coding region: 112-1155 (347 amino acids)
Biological process (GO): mRNA splicing, via spliceosome
Cellular component (GO): U2-type catalytic step 1 spliceosome
Source: RefSeq, a predicted model, not a curated record
CCAAUUUCCGAUUCUCCAAAAUCCCUAACCCCCUUUUUCCCAGUUCCCGCCCUCUCUCCACCCAAAUCCAAUCAAAGCCCUUCCCUUUCCGGUGUUUGAAGAGCAGCAAACAUGGGAGAGCGUAAGGUUCUGAACAAGUACUACCCGCCGGACUUCGACCCGUCCAAGCUGCCCCGAGUCCGGCGGCCCAAGAACCAGCAGAUUAAGGUCCGUAUGAUGCUUCCGAUGAGCAUCAGAUGCAACACCUGCGGCAACUACAUCUACAAGGGCACCAAAUUCAACUCGCGGAAAGAAGAUGUCGUCGGCGAGACGUACUUGGGAAUUCAAAUCUUUAGAUUUUACUUCAAGUGCACCAAGUGCUCGGCGGAGCUUGCGAUGAAGACGGACCCGCAGAACUCAGACUAUGUGGUGGAGGCCGGGGCUACACGAAAUUUCGAACCUUGGCGGAAUGAGGAUGAGGAAGUGGAUAAGGAGAAGCAGAAGAGGGAGACCGAAGAAAUGGGAGAUGCCAUGAAAUCUUUGGAGAACAGAACCUUGGAUUCGAAAAGAGAGAUGGAUAUCCUUGCCGCUUUGGAUGAGAUGAAGUCCAUGAAGUCCAGGCAUGCAACUGUGAGUGUGGAUGAGAUGUUGGAGGCUUUGCAACAUACGGUUGCACACAAGGAGAAAAGGCUGGAGGAGGAGGACGAAGCAGUCAUAAAAUCGAUCGUAUUCCAUAACUCAAAAGAUUAUGUUCGAAGGAUUGAUGAUGAUGAUUUAGAUGAUGAUGAAGAUUUAUUACAGCCGUUAAGUGGCAAUGGUGAAACGUCUAAUCAUCUGUCAAAGAAACAAAAGCUUACUCAAGAUAAUAGCAAACCAACAGAUUUGUUGACAAAAACCAGUAUUUCUGAUAGCUCAAGCAGCAGAGGAAAACAGAAUGGUUCAGAAGAUUCUAAAAUCAUUUUUAAGUCUCCAACUGUUAGGCUUUCAGUAGUUAAGAAACCAGUGGUGGCUAAAGUUAACAAUUUGGCGAAAGUGGACGAGAAAGAAGUUGGAGAGGAGUCUAAAAGUUUGACUAAAAAUGAGAAAGAAGAGGACGGCAAGAAUAAGACCGACGGUGGAAGCAACGUAUUACAAUCGCUGUUCCAAAACUACAACAGUGAUGAUAGUGAUGAGUAGUUUGUGAAUGUUUUGUUAUACAAUACUGAAUCGGUGAAUGUCUGUAGACAGAUUUUCCUUCCACAGACCAAAGAUAUUUAAAUCAAAGGCUUCUCUGGUACUGAUUGUUCACAAAAAAGACUCGGUGUAUCAUUAACAUUGUACAUGCUGUUUUAAUCAAACAGUGUCAAGCUUGUUUGCCUUUUGGUAAUUCAUAAUAUAAGGAAAUGUAUGUGAUUGAGAGUAAACCGGUUCUGGCUUUUCAAGUGA